UACUUGCACAAAGACAAAACACAGCACUCACCACUGCUGUAAGAGGAAUGGAUUAUAUUUAUUACACUAGUUUUCUUCUUAUUGCAGGAGCAGUUGGACAGAUGAGGUACUCUGUGAAAGGAUUGGACGUACACUUGAGCCCAGUGUCUGAACAGGUCCCACCGGGUUCUAACAUAACUCUUAACUGCAGUUUCCCUACAGUAAAUGCUCAAUGGAUUAAGUGGCAAUUUAUUCACUUCAAUAAUACAGACCUCAUCCAACUGCCAAGACCUGGACAUGAACAUCGUAUUGAUCAGAAAAUGGAAAAGUAUUCGUCCACUCUGACAGUGAUAAAUGCACAUGAGAAUGACACCGGAUGGUACUUAUGUGAAGUCCAUCAACACAUUCCUAAACUCCUUCAAUGGCAGAGUAAUAGGAGUACAAUUAUCGUUGGCAACAGCUCAAUUCCUCGCUACAUGAUGGGGGUAGGGGUAGGGGUAUGGAUAUGGGUUGGUGCAGGUGCAGGAACUACAGUCGUCAUUGUGCUGAUACUGUUCUGGAUUCUAUGGAGGCGAAGGAGAUACAAAGAGAGAGAGAAUCCCGUAUACGAAAACACAAACCCAAAACUGCAGCGUGUGGGUCCCAAACAGCCCUCCCCAAGGCCCUGUGUGCAGACUGACCAGAGCAAGAGAAUCCUGACCGCGAGCACGACACCGAAACCUGCACGAGCCUGUGAAAGUAAAUCAAGAACAAAGCCUUAGACAUCUCAUCUUUCUUUAAGAAAGAUGAGAUGUUCUAACCUCUUGCCACUUUUAGAGCUUUUUCAAAAUGGGCUUUUCUGAGUGUGACUUGUAUAUAAAACAGACAAACUGCAAAUGUGAAUUGCAAUAAUUUAACAACUAUAACCUUGACUAAACUAACUAACUGUCAAAAGUGUCAAAAGGGUUUCGUAAAUCAAUGCUUACCUAACAUUAUUUGUUUUGCAAUCAAAUGAAGUGGUACACAAUGAGCUUAACCAUGUAGUAUUUUCAGCAAACAACUUCUAACAGCCUGAGAUAAUUCAUAGCCUAUUUAUUUUCUGCACUUUUUAGUCACUGCACUGCAGUCACUGUCUUUGUUGAUCUAUACAGAAAAUCUUAUAUAUCAGAACAUGCACCCAACAACAACACGGAGCGGCGCACAGAAAACGGUGACCCCACGAACGCGCGUACAAACCGAGUUGAAGACAACUGCUUAUGAAAAUGUGAGAGCUACAAAACCAGCAAGGAAACACCAAAAGAAAGUCAGACCGAAGGUGUAGCGUCCCCCACGUCACAACAUUAAUUCCAUCAAUUUUGUCAAUUUAGACAAUUUCUUUCAUUCAAAAGGACAUUUUCAGUGUGCUUAAGUGCACUACACUUACUUUCCACUAGAUGGAAAACUUGGCAUUAGAAAUAAUUGUGUUGAUUAAUUAUAUUAAUUUAUUUGCUACUGUGACUUUUGUAAUAUAAGCUUGUAAUCAUCUGUUAAGUGUAACAAUUAACUGAUUAAACAAUAUGGUGCAGAGA
Molecule: messenger RNA, 1526 nt
Organism: Sardina pilchardus (European sardine)
Lineage: Eukaryota; Metazoa; Chordata; Actinopteri; Clupeiformes; Clupeidae
Exons: 5
Coding region: 48-740 (230 amino acids)
Source: RefSeq, a predicted model, not a curated record